UAUAACACUACUUACCACGAUAAGUCCACACGAAACGUUCAUACUUUCAACCCUGUCACUACCUGUAUUCAGUUGUACCAUCCGGUUGCCUAGGAAACGCGCGCAAACUCAUUACUAAAAGCAGACAAACACUAAUCGAAACAUUCUGGUGACUUUCACGUGUCUUAAAUCAAAUUUUAUGAAAUAAAUAAGAAAUAGAUAACAAUGAGCGGUCAUCUCACACAAAGCGGAAAGAAGAAAUCGAAAGAUAAUCGUCGGAAGAGCUUAAAGCAAGUGAACCGUACCAAAUCCAAACCUUGCAAAUCACGACCAACGCGCGAAUACCAGGAAAAUGAACGCGAGGUACAAGCUUUAUUGGAGAACACAAGCCUCUCUAUCGAUAACAGUCCACAGAGCCAUCGAAAAGAUGAGCUAACGCUGAGUCUAGAUUUUUUUUGUCGCACCAGCGAGGAAGAAUUCUCAACAACCGGAAGUUCUGCGCAACGAAAGAAGCUAUUGAAGUGCGAAAGUAAUGCAGAAGUCAGCUUAGACAAUGGCAGCGAGAGGACUGAAGACGAUGAUGAGCAGCAGGAAGAGUUUACAACGGCUGACGAGGAAGACGAGAAUGCAACUGAGUGUAGCGAGCAAACCGUAUCACCUUCUUCUACACAGCAGCGCGAGCAAACCGCUUCCACCUUUAUACAAGUCGACGAAGAUGAAGUGGUCGUGCAACUGAUUGAGUGUAAAAAUUUCAUACCAGACGCAAAUUUGCUUUUCAAGCCACAGGCGAAACUCACGUCGGAACUCGCCUUAACUGCAACUAGUCUUGGCAAUCUGAGUAGUAGUGGAAAACCGCAAGCAUUACGUGCCAAUAUCUGUCGCAUGCUGAAUCGGCAUCAAGCCGAGCAGCGUGCAAGAGGUGAGCCUAUCUCUAAGGCAGUUGUGGAACAACUAAAGCUUACAAAUUCGACUUCGUCGUCAUAUUCGAAGAAUCGUACACUUUAUCGAAGCUUUUGCGCACAUAAAUUCCAUCCUGUGUUUUGUGUACCGACACGUCAACCGGACGAGAUACCCACAAGGAAAUUUGUGCGCAUCUACUUAAAGGAACUACUAUUCACGGCACAUCCGCAUUUGUUGGAGGAACAUCGACUCUCUAACGCCUUGGAAGAGCACUUUGAGAAUUAUGUGCAGCGGCAACAGCAACGAGUUUGUGAAAAGCUGCGUGCACAGCUGCAGACCGAGCGUCGCGUAGUUAACGAGCUGUUGCUGCGUGAGUCAAGUAACAGCGCCGAGCAGGAGUCGGCGCGCACAAUUGAGCGACGUGCGCGCCAACUAGAAAAUCAGUUGUUGAGUGUGCGUGCGCUACGCAACAGGCUUUAUGAGGAGGAGGCGCAUUCUAAGCAGCUGCUAAAAGAACUACUAGACACUUGGAAGCGUCUCAAGCAACUACGUAAAACACAAGAUUAUCAAUGUACGCGCUUCAAGCUACGCAUUCACGUGGAGAAUGCGGCAAAUACGGCCGCGGUAGCACAACGCUGGGCCGAACGCUUCGAGACUGACUUGAAUGAAAUUUACCGCGAGGAGUUGGAGAUUUAUUACCGCGCUAAACGUUUGUGGAAGGCGCGCGAUCGCAAGACGCACAUAGCCGAACUGCCAAUUAAGCCACGUAAACCGGAUAUCACACAGUUGUCGACGGAGUUACGCGCUAAGUUAGCACAGUGUUUGGGUGCGCAAGGCGAACCGAAGAUCAAUGUACAACUACAUCGUCUAUGUGAAGGUGAGUUUUACAAUCUGCCCGGUUUGAAACGACUAAAAAGUUUCUACAUGAAAAUUUACUUUGAUGGCGAGUUUGUUAGCGCGACGCGCAGUUAUCGCAUCGAACCCGAUUUACGCAUACCGAUGAACGAGGUAUUUGGCGUCUUUUUGGAGCGGCGCAUGCCAAAGAAUAUACGAGUAACGCUCUACGAAAAAUUUCGACUACAUUCUGCGCGCAAAGUCGUCGAUAUAGAGGUGCCUAUACCGCACGCGUUGCACAGCGUCGACACCGAGCAGCAACGCAUAUUUUUUACAGCGCAAAAAUCAGUGGAUAUCAGUGGACGUCUCACCAUACGCUUUCAAUGUGAGGAGCAAGUGGACUUGAGCGCUCGCUGGCAUGUGCCAACUGCAGCCAACACCAGUCCCACUGUAUCGCUUCAAAGCUCACCCACGUGUCAAGCAACCGCGCGAGAGCUCCAUGCCGAAAAGCUAUUAGCGCAAUUAGACGAUGAUGUGCAGCAUAGUGAUAACGACGAAGUGGCAAGUGACUCGGCUGAAGCGCCAGCGACAACACUCAACACGUGCACGUUGGAAGAAGAUUUGUUGCAUUUUUGUCCUAUCGAAGAGUUGAAGCACAACCGACGCUUUAAAUUAUUGCGUUCGCGUUAUUUGAAAAGUGAUCCGCGCACGCGCGAUCUGCGCUUUAUUGCGGCGCUUGACAAUGAGCUCGAAUUUGAUUGGUUCGAUAAGGAGGAGGCGGUCAUUGAAGCGGGCGAUUGGAUGGAUCCCAUAGAUUUGCAUAAACAUGAGGGCAAAAAGUAUCUAAAACAAAUGUACGAAGCGAUUCGUAGUCAAUGUGCGCGUUUGAGCAUUGCAGCAGCAAGCGCCGAACAGUUGCUGAUCGGCGAUGUGCCUGCCAGUUGGAGCACAUUCUUUCAGGCUUUGAGUUUGAUCUUCAAUCCCAAACGUACAUUGAGCGCGCCAGCCGCACAGUCAACUACGUCGCGUGCGCACGCUUUGGAUAUGGAUGCUAGUCAAAACUACAAGAUCGUACUGAAUAUCGUACGUGCUACCGGCAUACCAGUGCGUAUACCAAAUACGACGGAUAACGAGAGCAAGGAACGUAGCAAUGAGAGUCCGAAUAUGUUCGUGACGCAGCUUUAUAAGUACUCCAAUGUGCGUCCUUUCAUAGUACUUAGUUACAAAGAUAAAUUUUGUCGCUCGCUAACCGUUGAGGGUUCAAAUCCGACAUGGAAUGAGGAACUCAUUUUGCAGUUCAGUGGCAGUUUGACGGAUCUGCGAGAAGAUCUCAAAAUCUCUCUCUACGACGAAGUGAUCGAGAACCAUCUUAACGAUGAACUCAGCGUGCGUAACAUGGACAUUUAUCAGCGCAUACAAACUAAUUGGCUGGGUGAAUACCGGUUUCCCAUACACACUUUGCUCUCACAACAAAAGCUUGAUGGCGUAAUCGAGUUGAAGACACCCAAAGUGCUGCUUGGCUACAAACAGCCAACUCUGGAGCACAUAGCCACACAAGCUGACGUGAAUAUAGCUAUUGAACAGUUUCCGGAAAUAAAAGAAACGGUGCGCCUUUGGUUCUACAUGAGCAUUGAGCCGCAUGUCACACUGCCACACGUCAAUACCGCUAGCUUGGAAUGUGCCGAAUUGAAGGACGUACGUCAGCAGCUGCUACAGUGGUCUCUACAAGCGCAAGAGCUGCAUCCCGAACGGUAUAUUGAUCCGUUAGUUUGUACGACAGAGGGUAAACGCGUAUGUUUAACGCGUCUCUUGGAACCGGUGCCACUGCCGCUGGAGAUGAACGAACCGAAGUUCGAGUUGGCUUGCCGUUUCGUCGCACUCUUGAAUAUAUUGAAGAGCUACGAUCCAUGCAUCUGCUUCGAUGGCAUUUGGCUAAAUAACCAAUGUGUGUUGGAUACCAAUUGGUGCACGUUGAAGGAUCUUGGCGUGUUGUUAUGUAAUUUUUUGCUCGGCAUUGGUGUUAGCUGCUGGCUUGUGCUCGGUCAUGCCACAACGUAUGGCGAGUGUGCCUUUGUUUUAUAUAAAAAUGAAGAAGGUGAACUCGUGCUCAUCGAUCCUCAGACGGGUAAACGUUUUGGCACACGCGAUGUCUUCUGUCCGCUCUAUAAGAUAUGCAUGGUGGUGGCGCAGGAUAAUUUAUACGCCAACAUUCAAUCUGAGGCGCGAGUCACAAUGACUAAUUUCAAUUUGAGCGAGACAUCCUGUUGGCUACCUGCGUUCUUGAAACGCAAUCCCGCCCCUUUGGGCGGUGUGCAAAAAUUGAAUUACGCCUACCAGCUCACGUUCAAUACAUUUGAGUUGAGGCGCAACAUUGAGCGAAAAAUAAUGAAGAAAAUCAAUACGUGGCGCGCUAUGCGUAAAACCAUUUGGAAUCGCGCCUUUCAGCCACGCCUGCAAAGCAUUCUUCAGGACUUGGAACAACUAAGUAUGUCCGAUAAUGGCUCGUAUACCGAAGCCAAGUACACCGACCAAGUAGCGGCUGAAUUUCCAAACUAUAAGAUCUAUGGUUAUGCCCUCAACUUUCCUUACACGAACCUCACAUCGAUUUCUGAACGCAUCAAGUCCACUGGCAUACAUUUAAAUUCGGAUAAACGUGUUGAGUUUUGCUUAGCGACGCAUAUUCACAUCUAUCCAAAUGAUGUGCUCUCUGUAUGGAUAUUCCUGAUAUCAUUGAUACCCAAUCGGUUUAAUUAAAAGGUGAAAGAGCUUUAUUGAAAUAUUCAUAAUGUAUGUAAAUAUUAUCUAUGUAAAAUAUUUGUUAAAACAAACUAUAUUAAUAACUAUAAAAAGCAAUUUUAAGCUCACAAUUGUUGUUGAAUUAUCAUACAUCAGAAUUGAGCUCGCUAAAAUCGUUUGUAUCGUCCAUUAUCUAUGAAAAAAAAAAUGAUAUUAUAUUGCAGCCGAUAAGGUCUUCGCCAUAAAAAUGAUUCAGGGAACACCUAACGCUAACAUAAAUUAGAUUGGUGUACAUACAAACAUAACAGUAUUCGUAUGUAGGGCAAACGUAUGAGCAUAUUCUUAUAUAAAAAUCGGUACAUAUGUAUAUAUAUACAUAUUAUGUGUACAUAUGUACGUUAUGACAUAAACUAUAUGAUCCACCUUGAUCUAUCGAUAACACCGCUGACUUGGUUUAGCUUUUAUUUCCUUAUAUUAAACAAACGAUGCGCACCAGAAGCCAGUAAACAAGGUACAUGUGCACGUGCAGGAAAAAUUUUGAUAAGUUCAGGAGUUGUUUUCCGCAAUGUAUUGUAGUUAAUAAAUAAUUCACAGUUGGCUUCUGAAAGUGUGCGUUUGAACAACCCACUAAAUUAACGCUUUGUUAAAAAUUUCUAAGCAUUUGACGGGAGUUGCUAACUAAGAGAUGUGAGGCAGAAAAUACAAAUUCCACAACUUUCUACCUAUAAUACAAUUUAAGCGAAAACGAUAUUGAAAAUCGUUGAUUUACUGUGCUUCAGUGGCGUGAUU
Messenger RNA from Bactrocera oleae (olive fruit fly), 5238 nucleotides. It is a transcript of the gene Cc2d2a, whose product is annotated as Coiled-coil and C2 domain containing 2A. Gene Ontology annotation, cellular component: ciliary transition zone. The record is from RefSeq and is a predicted model, not a curated record. Gene Ontology annotation, biological process: non-motile cilium assembly; protein localization to ciliary transition zone. NCBI's taxonomy places the organism in Eukaryota, Metazoa, Arthropoda, Insecta, Diptera, Tephritidae.